Molecule: messenger RNA, 1584 nt
Organism: Apiotrichum porosum
Lineage: Eukaryota; Fungi; Basidiomycota; Tremellomycetes; Trichosporonales; Trichosporonaceae
Exons: 1
Coding region: 1-1584 (527 amino acids)
Biological process (GO): establishment or maintenance of cell polarity; cell migration; actin filament bundle assembly
Cellular component (GO): actin cytoskeleton; cytoplasm
Molecular function (GO): actin filament binding
Source: RefSeq, a predicted model, not a curated record
AUGAGCACCGAACCCAACACAGAAGGCGACGUUAUAGGCAAGGUCACCACCGGAUACCAGGCGUGGUUUACCUGCGAUGGCGACCGGUCGCCCAUCCGCGGCUGGUGGCAUUGGGCCCCCGACCGACUCAACAUGGUUAAGAAGGACAACUCGGGUGUCGUUUCGUGGCCGGCCAUGCACCACUAUCCCAAGGGCUACAACACAGGCUUCCAGCCGUAUCCUGAUGGAAGCCCUUCACAGCUGUUCAGCAACUAUGACCAAGCGACUAUCGACGCCCAUUUCCAAAUGAUGGCCGAUGCAGAUAUCGACACUGCCGCGCUCCAGAGGUUCAACCCUUGCGGUGGCGAGGGCCCCGUUCGCGACGUGACGACCAUGAUGGUCCACCAGGCCGCUGAGAAGACCAAGCGCAAGUGGUACUGCAUGUACGAUGUCUCUGGAUGGGGACCCAACAUGCAGCAGGAGAUCAAGAACGACUGGACAAGCAAGAUGUGCGAAUACUCCCAGACGCCAAUGUACGCUCGCCAGAACGGCAAGGUCGUGGUGUGUAUCUGGGGCUUUGGUUUCAACGACGGCAACCACGAGUACGACCAGGAGACGUGCAUCGACGUUAUCAAGUGGUUCAAGGGCAUGGGCUGCUACGUCAUCGGCGGCGUGCCGACGUGGUGGCGCAAGUGCAUUUCGGACUCGCGUGAGGGCUUUGGGGAGGUGUACCGCUCCUUUGACAUGCUGUCUCCUUGGAUGGUCGGGCGUGCCUCCAAGAUCCGCGACCUGGACUGGUUCUACCACAACGCCAACAAGGGCGACCAGGAAGAGUGCGAGAAGCACGGUAUCGCGUACCAGCCCUGCGUCAUGCCCGGCGACCUCUCGACCGGUUGUCGCAAGCACGGUGAUUUCUACUGGCGUCACUUUUACAACACCACGCGUCUGGGCUGUGCCGCAGUCUACGUCUCCAUGUUCGACGAGUACAACGAGGGUAACCAGAUUGCGCCCACAGCCGAGUCCAAGGCCCAGCAGCCCAAGGACUUUGACCACCCGGCGCUCGACGAGGACGGCACACCGUGUACGGCCGACUACUACCUCCGCCUCACGCGCGAUGCUGGCAAGAUGUUCAAGUCGCGUACACCCACCGCCCUGCGCGUCACGGAGCCAUGGCCUGGAAAGGGCCUCUGCCAUGCGCGUCACGAGCUCGUCCUCAAGGCCCGUGUGAACGGCCAGUUCGUCUGCGCAGAGGGUGGUGGCGACAAAAACCUCGUCGCUAACCGCACGAGCCCAGGCCCCUGGGAAAGGUUCACGGUCGAGCAAACCAACCAAGAGGGUCGCAUCCACCUCCGUUCCUCCAACGGCAAGUACGUCUGCGCCGACCUGUCCGGCGGCAACGGCCAGCCUGUGGGUCUCCUCGUUGCGAACCGCGACUCGCCCGGCCCAUGGGAAACGUUCGACCUUGUCGAGGUUGAUGGAGGCGUGAUCGCUCUGAAGGCGUCAAACGGCAAGUAUGUCCAGGCGUCAAACGGCGGCAGUGGCCCCCUCAUUGCUGGCGGUGAUGAUCACGGAUGGUGGGAGCAGUUUGAUGUGGUCGAGGAGUAG